Volvox carteri f. nagariensis is the source of this 1500-nucleotide messenger RNA. RefSeq lists its product as uncharacterized. Gene Ontology annotation, molecular function: poly(A)-specific ribonuclease activity. The record is from RefSeq and is a predicted model, not a curated record. Lineage: Eukaryota; Viridiplantae; Chlorophyta; Chlorophyceae; Chlamydomonadales; Volvocaceae. Gene Ontology annotation, cellular component: cytoplasm; nucleus; CCR4-NOT complex. The transcript is spliced from 12 exons. Gene Ontology annotation, biological process: nuclear-transcribed mRNA poly(A) tail shortening. The coding region runs from base 1 to 1500 and encodes 499 amino acids.
AUGGGAGACAGAGAUGAAGUGAAUCUGUACGGCCGGCUCCGUUUGAACGCAAAGCGCUCUCCCCUGCAGCUGGCCCCUGCUAUUUCUGCCUUGUGCGGCGCUACCGCCCAAGGUGACACGCUGCUGGCUGUGGACGUGCUGCCGGUCUGUGCAGCCGCACUGAACCGCGCUCUGUGGGCUGCCAGCCCGCCGCGGGCCUCGACGCAAGGGCAGCGUGUUAGGAUCUCCCCGCAGCUUGACCUGCACCCAACCGCCACACACCCAGCGGACCGCAGUUACAUCCCCAGUCCGAACUCGUUAAAAGUCAUUAGCUAUAACAUCCUUGCGCCAAAGUAUGCAAGUUACAACAGCUACUGUCCGCCGCAGUUCCUGGCCUGGAAGUACCGCAGGGGGGGACUGCUACGGGAGCUGGACCACCUCAAUCCAGACCUGCUUGGCCUGCAGGUGGGCCCUGUGACUGGGCCGCCUGAGGGCGUUGCACUGAUGUGGCGGGAGGGGGUGUUGGAGGCGGUGACAUCCCGGCAGCAGCUCUACUCUAAAAUGGACCCGGGGGUCGCGGGACUGCCGCCGGGUGUGGCAGGCACUCGGCCCUGGUCCAAGCUACGUGAGCUCGGGGAGGGGGUCCUCAUGUCGCUGUUCCGACACAAGCCCACCGGCCGCCUGCUGGUGGCGGCAGUGACACACCUCUUCUGGAAUCCGGACUUCCCGGAUGUCAAGGCUCUUCAGGCCGCCCUGCUCUGCGGUUCGCUCUCCACCUUCGCGAGGACCUCCGCGGCCGCGUCCCGCCGUUCGCGCCGGAGCCGCGUCCAGAAAAAUCCCUUUUCCGCCCUCCUUUUCCUUCCUUACUUCUUGUUGUAUGAGGAGCCCACCUGGUCCUGCCCUCAUAAAGCACCUCCUCAUGCCCCUGAUGCUCGUUGCGCUCGUCAUGCCCCCGUUAGGCUGGAAACGGUGGAAAUGGUGGAAGUGGUGGAAGUGGUGGAAAUGGUGGAAAUGGUGGUUGUCAGCUGUCAGAUGAUCCCGAUCUGGGUCCCGCCAGGCGGCCUGGCUAGUGGCGUGUACUCGCUACUGUCCCACGGGUCGCUCCCUCCCAAGCAUCCCGACCACCCCGCCACUCGCGUGUGGGAGGGCGAGCCCCCCGCCCCACCGGGGUCACAGCGCUUCCCGGCUGUGCCCCUCACCAGCGCCCAGCUGCAGCUGACCAGCAUGAACGCGGAGUUUUUUGGCAGGGAACCUCCGCUGACCACACGAACCGCCACUUGGGCCGGUUGCAUCGACUUUGUGUGGCUCUCCCGAGGCGAUUUUGCCGUCAGCUCGGCGCUGGCGAUGCCGUACAGUGACGACGGCCUGCCGCCGCUGGGCCCAGACGGCGGCGGCGGCGAUGGCGGCGGGCGUGAGGCCUCCUGGCGUGACCCGUUCGCAGAUAUCGCUUUCACCGCCAUCCCCGAUGAGUUUUUUCCGUCGGACCAUUUGGCUGUGGGCGGCGAAAUUAUGGUGCUAUAG